Macroventuria anomochaeta is the source of this 665-nucleotide messenger RNA. RefSeq lists its product as uncharacterized. The transcript has a single exon. Lineage: Eukaryota; Fungi; Ascomycota; Dothideomycetes; Pleosporales; Didymellaceae. The record is from RefSeq and is a predicted model, not a curated record. Bases 1 to 576 code for a protein of 191 amino acids.
AUGUCCGACCCCGUCACCUACAACUUCUACGGCACGACCGUUCCGGUGCUGCGUAACAUCAGCACUUCUGCAAUCAACACACUUCGCACUGCCAAGGAUGAGCAAUCGAAAGGCAGUCUCCCCACGGACCAGGAGAUCCUUGACUCCAGGUUUGGCGACAUGCUGCCCUUCCGUAUGCAGCCCGUUCUUCUGGCCAAGUUCUCAGUCGCAGCUCUUGACUUUCUGAAGCUGCCCAAGGUCGAGGUCCCCGCUAUGAAGACCGAUUUCAGAACUCUCGAUGAGGUCAUUGAGUUCUUCGAAGCCGUGAAGAAGGUCUUCGAGAACAUCGACGAAAAGGCGUACAACGACGCUGCCGAGAAGAGCUGCGAUGUCUCUGUAGGGCCUGGAAAACCUACGCUGCACAUGACUGGUCUUGCGGACUACUUUCAUGGCUUUGUCGUCCCCAACUCGUACUUCCACCUCAACGCUAUGUAUAUGUUGUUAAGGAAUGCAGGAUUCAAGCUGGGUAAGGGUGUGUACGUUGGAUCGUUCAUGAGCGAGCAACAGCAGAAGGACUGGGCACCGUUAAGAGGUUAGAGUGUCUGAAAUCUCUCAUUGAAACGAAAUAGCAGCGGGAUGAACAAAACGUUCGCAUGAAUGGAGAGAAUUAAAGCGCUCUCGAGAAC